UUAUUUAAAAAUCUAAAAAAAUGUCCAAAAAUCCUCCUUCUGUUACCACCAACAAUAACCACGUUGAAGAUGACGAUGUUGACAAUGUCAAAAAAGUGCCCAAAGAAGAUGCCCAGGCUGAUAAGCAGGCUGCUGCCGAUUUGGAAAAGAGAAGCUGUCAGUGAGAUUUCUAGAGAGUCUUUGGGAAAUUUGAAGAUGGCACAACCUGAGCAGAAAAAUUUUACUAUUAAGAGGGACGAUAUUCAACUUAUUAUGCAAGAAUUGGAAGUUCCCAGAAUUGUUGCCGAAGCAAAAUUGAUUCAAUAUGAGGGGGAUUUGAGAGCGGCAAUUUUGGAUUUGAUUGAUUGCAAUUCUUUGUUGAAAUAGGAAGAAGUAUAUAUUUUUUUGAUUUAGAGGUAUUAUUUUUAGUGUUAUUUUUGCAUUAGAUUGAGUCACAGUCAAAAAAUGCUUGGGCCUGGAUUCUGGGUACAGGAAAAAUCCAGGCCUUUGUCCAGACCCAGGC
Messenger RNA from Meloidogyne enterolobii, 502 nucleotides. The record is from the annotation of a GenBank genome assembly. Lineage: Eukaryota; Metazoa; Nematoda; Chromadorea; Rhabditida; Meloidogynidae.